AUGAGUGAAUCGGAGAAAGAGCGCAUUGAGGUUGAGAAUCGUCGGAGACGUAUACGGCGUACGGCGAAAUUGCAUAGGCUGCAGCAUCCGAAUAAUCAUCACUACCACGCCUCCGAGGAUGAAUCCGAUCGCAAAGCCGCUUUGGCACACAGACUCCGCGCACAAAUGCAGCGUGCGUUGCGAAAAACUGCAGAAGAACUGAAAGAAGGAGAGCGUCAAAAACAUCAAGAGUAUGAAAGAGCAAGACGACUGCGAGAAGAACGACUGUACGAACAGUCACUGGAAAUGAGAAGGCGGUAUGUUUUAAAUGUUAAGAAGCUGUGGCUUUCAACAGAGGACGGUGAGACCGAUUGUCAUCCGCCCACAAAUGUGGCGUCCUCUGGCCAAGCCAGCUCAUUUCCUGACCAUAUGGCUCCUUCCUAA
This is a messenger RNA of Gongylonema pulchrum, 423 nucleotides long. Lineage: Eukaryota; Metazoa; Nematoda; Chromadorea; Rhabditida; Gongylonematidae. The record is from the annotation of a GenBank genome assembly.